Acaromyces ingoldii is the source of this 1657-nucleotide messenger RNA. RefSeq names its product putative autophagy protein. NCBI's taxonomy places the organism in Eukaryota, Fungi, Basidiomycota, Exobasidiomycetes, Exobasidiales, Cryptobasidiaceae. The record is from RefSeq and is a predicted model, not a curated record. The transcript has a single exon. The coding region runs from base 16 to 1623 and encodes 535 amino acids.
CCUUGAUCCUCAGCCAUGGCUUCCGCAAAGGGCCCGACGUCGGAUCUGAUGCAGACACUCGAAGACGGAGAGGAGAUUGAACCCGCCAAAGACAUCGAUGAGGAUCAGGUCGGCGUCAAGGUGGACCCCGUCGACGAAGGCGAGGCCUGCGUAGCCCCUGACCAGUUCGACGACAAGUACCAGUCGUCCCGCCUCGAGAUCUGGUCCUACUACUUCUACUACGUGGGCGAGAAUGGCCUGGGGCCGUUCAACUUUGGCCCGACGGCCUUUCAGAACCUCCUCUCGAUUGCGGCGGGCGAUGCCGACAGGGUUCUCUUCUUUGGUGCGCUACGUUCGACCAACUCGGCCGUAUUGCUGGCCAAUGGCGUGAGCUGUGCCAUCAACGUUGUCCUCUUCCUUCUCAUUGGCAGUCUGGCCGACUUUGGCACUUGGCGACCACUGAUCCUCAUCUUCUGGACCGUCGUCGGCUUUGCCCUCUCGAUGGCCUGGCUCGGUGUGCAAGACGCCAGUCACCUGGGAGCAGCCACGGCACUGUACAUCAUUGGUCUGAUUGCCUACCAGAUGUGCCUAAGCUUCUGGACGGCCGCCUUUCCCAGUCUGGCGAGAAAUACGGUGGAGAUGCGCGAGGGUGCCAGGGCCUUGACGCAGGGCGAGAUGACGCGCAAGGAGUACGACUGCCUGGACAUGAUGCAGCGCAACCGCAUCAGCAAUGUCGCCUUUGCCGUUCAGAGCGCCGGUGAGCUCGUCGUCCUGGCCAUCAUUGUCGGCAUCAUGUUUGCCGUCGAUGUCGAUGCGAGCCAGGCAAACAACAACCGGGGCCUGAGCAUACUAAUUGCAUUCACCGGUGCCGUCUGGCUUCUCUGCGCCAUUCCCUGGUUCGUCGUCGAAAAGUACCGGCCGGGCCAGCCGCUUCCGCCCAACACAAACAUCUUCAGUGCUGGGUUAAAGCAGAUCACGACGGCAUUGCGGGAGAUCUGGAAGCUCAAGCAGAGCCUGCUCUACCUUGUCGGCUACUUUGUCCUCAGCGAUGCAUUGGCGACGACAGUCACCGUCAUUGGCACGCUGCAAAACACCGUCUCGGAGUUCAACACCCUGACACUCACCUACCUCCUCAUCGUCGGUAUCGCUGCUCAGUUCAUCGGCAUCUCGUCCUUUUGGCUGGUCCAACGCCGCUUUCAGCUGUCGACAAAGGUCAUGCUCAACGUAGUCAUGGUCGCCAUCGUCCUCCUCGAUGGAUGGGGCAUGAUCGGCAUCUGGACGCAGCGCUUCGGCUUCAAGAGAGUCUACGAAUUCUACCUCUACCAGGCCCUCUACGGCCUCUUUGUCUGCCCCUGGUACAGUUACAGCCUCGUCAUGGUCAGCGAAAUCACGCCCCGUGGCAGGGAGUUCCUCUUCUUUUCCCUCUUUGGCAUCGUCGGCAAGACGUCGGCCUUUAUUGGGCCCAUUUGCUCCUCCGCGAUCAUCGACGCCAGUUCAUCGGGAAACAAAAAUCUCCCAUUCUAUUUUCUUUUUGGCCUCAGCAGUCUCAGUCUCAUUGUGCUCUCACUGUCCUUGGAUCUAGAAAGAAGUCGUCGGGAGCAAGCCGACUUCCUCAAGGCCCAAAACGAUAAACUCAGCUUGUAGCAUCAGCCUCGUCACCUUGUAUGUACUUCAUCCG